AUGGAAAUAAUUAAUGAUACAAAUCAAUUAAGUAAAGAAUUUACAAAUAAUAAUAAUAGUGAUGAUGUCCCUAAAUCAUCACCGAUCCCAAUUAAAAGGAACACACUAGAACAAACCCUAUCAUCCUCACCAAACUCAACAUCAGCAUCAUCCUCACCAAAUUCCACAUUUUCAUCCUCACCAAAUGGUUCCCAGUGGACACCUGAUAUUUUUAAAAUAAUUUCUUCCCUCACCAAUUGGUUAAAGGGUAUAGAAGAGAAUAAAGUUUCAGAAGAAGAAUAUAAAUUAAAAGAAAUUGAACUUUGGAACGAUUGGGAAUGGAUUCUUUCGACAACAGAGGAAUUUUUGAUAAAGCAAAAUAAAACUGAUAAUUCAAAGAUUUUAAAUGAAUUGGAUACAUUAAAAAAAGCAGCAUCAAAUUUAAAGGUUAAACCAUUUUUCACAGAAAGAGCAGUUAAAGAAUUAAAAAAAGACAAAUUCACUAAAGAAGAAUUAUCACUCUUAAAAAGUUCACCAUUAGAUCCAAACAAAAGAUUAGGUGUUAUUACUACAGUUAUCAAUACAUUUGAAGAACAAUGGUUAGAAUUUAUAAAGCAAACCUUUUUUAGUGACGAAAUAGAAAGCAAUAAUAAUAGUUUAGAUAGUAUAGAUAAUAAUAUUAAUAAUAUAAAUAACGAUUCAAAUAAUAGCGGUGAAAAAUGUUUUAAUAAAUUUGAAAAUGAUAUAAUGGUCGAAAGUGAAAAGAAAAAAGAUGAAUCAGUAGAUGAAGGUUGGGAAGAUAAUUUAAAUAAUAGCACCAGUGGUACAAAUAAAAAUAUCAAUAUAGAAGAAACUAAAGAAGUUAGAAAAUGGGACUCAUUCACUUCUGAUAUGGUCGUUUUCAAAAAGAAUAUAAAUAAAAUAACCUGGGAUCAAUUUUUAGAAAAUUUUAAAGGUUCAAAAUAUAGUAAAGGUGUUCAUGGAAGAAUGAAAGAUUUAGGUUGGCAAGCAUCACACGGUGUCGAUGGAUCAUUGAAUUCAAGAGUAAUGGGUGAUAUUACUUGGAGUAUUUGGAAUACUCUUCAGUCAGCAGUAAAGCAAAUUAGAGAUUUAACACUCGAAGAACCCAAUGAUCUUAUUGAUAAAAACUCUAGAAUAGGUGUUAAGAAUGAAGGAAUUGUAGUUGAAAAAUGGAAGCAAGAGGAAACAAAGAAAAAGAAAAAGAUUAUGGAGAUGAAAAAAUCUGGUCUUUUAGAUAAAUAUAAUCCUGAAAAAGUAAAAAUUUUAGAUCACGAAAGAAAAGAAAUCUCACAAAUUAGAUCCAAUUUAGAAAAGAAAUUAAAAUUAAGAAAAUAA
This is a messenger RNA of Dictyostelium purpureum, 1335 nucleotides long. RefSeq lists its product as uncharacterized. NCBI's taxonomy places the organism in Eukaryota, Evosea, Eumycetozoa, Dictyosteliales, Dictyosteliaceae. The record is from RefSeq and is a predicted model, not a curated record. The transcript is spliced from 3 exons. The coding region runs from base 1 to 1335 and encodes 444 amino acids.